AUGUACGUCUAUAAAAGAGAUGGACGUGAAGAACCAGUUAGGUUUGAUAAAAUCACUGCUAGAGUUCAAAGAUUAUGUUAUGGUUUAGAUACUAAACAUGUUGAUGCCGUUGCCAUUACUCAAAGAGUUAUUUCUGGUGUUUAUCAAGGAGUUACUACUAUUGAAUUAGAUAAUUUAGCUGCUGAAACCGCUGCUUAUAUGACCACCAUUCAUCCAGAUUAUGCUAUUUUAGCUGCUAGAAUUGCUGUUUCUAAUUUACAUAAACAAACUACUAAACAAUAUUCUCAAGUUUCAAAAGAAUUAUAUGAAUAUAUUAAUCCAAAAACUGGUAAACAUUCUCCUAUGAUUUCCAAAGAAACUUAUGAUGUUAUUACCAAACAUGCUGAUGAAUUAAAUUCUGCUAUUGUUUAUGAUAGAGAUUUUAAUUAUAAUUAUUUUGGUUUCAAAACUUUAGAAAGAUCUUAUUUAUUGAGAAUCGAUGGUAAAGUUGCUGAAAGACCCCAACAUUUAAUUAUGAGAGUUGCUGUUGGUAUUCACGGUAAUGAUAUUGAAAGAGUUAUUGAAUCUUAUAAUUUAAUGUCUCAAAGAUAUUUCACUCAUGGAUCUCCAACUUUAUUUAAUGCUGGUACUCCAAACCCUCAAAUGUCUUCAUGUUUCUUAGUUGCUAUGAAAGAUGAUUCUAUUGAUGGUAUUUAUGAUACUUUAAAAACUUGUGCUUUAAUUUCUAAAAGUGCUGGUGGUAUUGGUUUACAUAUUCAUAAUAUUAGAUCUACUGGUGCUUAUAUUGCUGGUACUAAUGGUACUUCUAAUGGUAUUAUUCCAAUGGUUAGAGUUUUCAAUAAUACUGCUAGAUAUGUUGAUCAAGGUGGUAAUAAAAGACCUGGUGCUUUUGCUUUAUAUUUAGAACCAUGGCAUUCAGAUAUUUUCGAUUUUAUCGAUAUUAGAAAAAAUCAUGGUAAGGAAGAAAUUAGAGCAAGAGAUUUAUUCCCAGCUUUAUGGAUUCCUGAUUUAUUCAUGGAAAGAGUUGAACAAAAUGGUGAUUGGACUUUAUUCUCACCAAAUGAAGCUCCAGGUUUACCUGAAGUUUAUGGUGAUGAAUUUAAACAAUUAUAUGAAAAAUAUGAAAGAGAAAAUAGAGGUAGACAAACUAUUAAAGCUCAAAAAUUAUGGUAUGCUAUUUUAGAAGCUCAAACUGAAACUGGUACUCCUUUCAUGUUAUAUAAAGAUGCUUGUAAUGAAAAAACUAAUCAAAAGAAUUUAGGUAUCAUCAAAUCAUCUAAUUUAUGUUGUGAAAUUGUUGAAUAUUCAGCUCCUGAUGAAGUUGCUGUUUGUAAUUUAGCUUCCAUUGCUUUACCAAGUUUUGUUGAAAGUAAUGAAAAAUCUACUUGGUAUAAUUUUGAAAGAUUACAUGAAAUUUCAAAAGUUGUUACUAGAAAUUUAAAUAGAAUUAUUGAUAGAAAUUUUUACCCAGUUCCAGAAGCUAGAAAUUCAAAUAUGAGAAAUAGACCAAUUGCUUUAGGUGUUCAAGGUUUAGCUGAUACUUUUAUGGCUUUAAGAUUACCUUUUGAUUCUCAAGAAGCUAGAGAAUUAAAUAUUCAAAUUUUUGAAACUAUUUAUCAUGGUGCUGUUGAAGCUUCUAUUGAAUUAGCUCAAACUGAAGGUCCUUAUCAAACUUAUGAAGGUUCUCCAGCUUCAAAAGGUUUAUUACAAUAUGAUUUAUGGGAAAGAAAACCAACUGAAUUAUGGGAUUGGGAUACUUUAAAACAAAAAUUAGCCAAACAUGGUUUAAGAAAUUCUUUAUUAGUUGCUCCAAUGCCUACUGCUUCAACUUCUCAAAUCUUAGGUAAUAAUGAAUGUUUUGAACCUUUUACUUCAAAUAUGUAUUCAAGAAGAGUUUUAAGUGGUGAAUUCCAAAUUGUUAACCCUUACUUAUUAAAAGAUUUAGUUGAUUUGGGUCUUUGGAAUGAAUCAAUGAAAAAUAAUAUUAUUGCUAAUAAUGGUUCAGUUCAAGGUUUAACUAAUAUUCCUGAUGAAAUUAAAGCUUUAUAUAAAACUGUUUGGGAAAUUAGUCAAAAACAUAUUAUUGAUAUGGCUGCUGAUAGAGCUGCUUUCAUUGAUCAAUCUCAAUCAUUAAACAUUCAUAUUAAAGAUCCAACUAUGGGUAAAUUAACUUCAAUGCAUUUCUAUGGUUGGAAGAAAGGUUUGAAAACUGGUAUGUAUUAUUUAAGAACUCAAGCUGCUGCUGCUGCUAUUCAAUUUACUAUUGAUAAAAAUUCAAUUGAUCAAGCCAAUCAUACCACUGCUGUUAUGGAAAAAUUAAACCAAAGAAAAUAUCGUCCAAACACCAAAAAUGUAGUUGUUAGUGACACUGAUUCAAUUUCAACUAGAUCAGCUUCAACUGAACCUUCAUCAGUUGAAAAUUCAAUUGCUGAAUUGAAAAUUACUGAUGAUAAAAUAAAAGAAGUUGAUUCAAAAGAUGAUCAAGUUGCUGAAGUUAAUGAAGAAGAUUUAUCUUCUGAUAUUUACAGUUCAAAAGUCAUUGCUUGUGCUAUCAAUAAUCCUGAAUCUUGUACCAUGUGUUCAGGUUAA
Molecule: messenger RNA, 2589 nt
Organism: Yamadazyma jaroonii
Lineage: Eukaryota; Fungi; Ascomycota; Pichiomycetes; Serinales; Debaryomycetaceae
Source: the annotation of a GenBank genome assembly